AUGGGAAACACCGAUGUCAUGGUUAAGCGAGCUCAUACGGACUUUGGGGACUACGAGGAAGAUGUGGUUGCCGAGAUCCUAGCUAGGUUGCCGGUCAAACUCUUGAUGCGAUUCCGGUGCGUCCGCAAGUCGUGGCGUGCUUUGAUUUCCAAACCCUAUUUCUCAAAGAAACACCUCGGCUACAGAGAGAGCCCGCGCAAGCUCAUUUUCAAAGUGGAUCCUCUCUUGGCUUUGGACUUGGAAACUAUUAAUGUUUAUGUUACUGGCGAUGGUGGUCAGUUUGGUGUCACUCCGCUGGAUCUCUCGGUACAACGUUGGUCAGUUAUUCAUGGUGCUUGCAAUGGCUUGGUAUGUGUAAAAGUUGACAACGUUAUUCUGUUAUAGAACCCUUUUACCAGGGACUCCAAAGUUUUACCAAAACAUCCUUCAGUAGCAUGGAGCAAGGAUUUUUAUGGAUUCGGGUAUGAUUCUGCUAAUGACGACUACAAGGUGAUACGGGGGUUCAAAUAUUUAAAUGGUGCUAAGAAAAUCAUGAUUCACAUCUUUUCACUGAAAGCAGGGUUGUGGAGGACUGUCGUGGACAUUGAUUAUGUUGCAUGUACUACGCGUCAGGGGUUGUUCUUAACGGAGCUCUGCAUUGGGUAUAUUGUCCACAUGAAGGGGGGCUCAAGAAUUCUGUCUUUUGAUUUAGGGGCGGAGAAGUUUCAGAAUACGGUUCCAUUACCCUAUGCUGACUACUGGUUUCGUGAUCCUUUUAUUCAUUAUAACUGUCUCUGUGUGCUUACUUGCCCAACUGAAACUAACAGCUUCAACAUAUGGAUGAUGAAAGAAUAUGUGGUCAAGGAGUCAUGGACUCAAGUAGUACAAUUUUCUGCUGCAGAUUUUCUUAGAAAGUAUUUCAGGCCUCUGUUCAUUUUGGAGAAUAGUCUAGUUUUGAUUAACACUAUGACUAUGUGUUACGGGAUGAGUUUGCAAUGCACAAAUAGGACCGCGCGGCACUUGUUAAUUGAUGAGUGA
Molecule: messenger RNA, 1017 nt
Organism: Argentina anserina (silverweed cinquefoil)
Lineage: Eukaryota; Viridiplantae; Streptophyta; Magnoliopsida; Rosales; Rosaceae
Product: putative F-box protein At3g16210
Molecular function (GO): protein binding
Source: RefSeq, a predicted model, not a curated record